Messenger RNA from Zea mays, 1365 nucleotides. RefSeq lists its product as uncharacterized. NCBI's taxonomy places the organism in Eukaryota, Viridiplantae, Streptophyta, Magnoliopsida, Poales, Poaceae. The transcript has a single exon. Gene Ontology annotation, biological process: negative regulation of DNA-templated transcription. The coding region runs from base 653 to 1180 and encodes 175 amino acids. The record is from RefSeq and is marked provisional.
CAAGAGCCCCCAGUCCCACCGCCGGGACAGCGCCAGCGGCCGGCUGAAGCGACGGCUCGCGCGGAUCCUCACGCGUUCCUCCUGCGCCACCAACGCCACGCCCGCCGGUUCGCGCACGGCCUUCGUCAGCCUCGCCAAGACCAACAACACCAGCGCCGCCGCCGACUCCUCUCACCCGGAGCCGGAAGCGCCGCCUUCCCCGUACUUCUGCACGCCUUGCAGCUACGAGCGGCCCAGGGUCCGCGGCGACAGCGACACCCGCUCGCGCCGCCGCAGCCGCAGCGCCUCGCUCGUACACAUCUCCGUGGACUGCACGGGCGGGGCCGGGGCCGGGGCCGCCUCCGGCCGCCACCCCGUCCACUCUGACGCGCCGCUUCUGCAGCACCUGUCGGUGCCGGCGAGGGACGUCGUCGUCACGAAGCAAAGCAAGGGCAGGAGCAGGGGCAAGCCGGUGGCGCGGUCUCCUUCGGCGUCGAGGCGACACUGCUCCUCGUCGUGGUCCUCCUCCUCCUGGGGCCGCGCGCGGCGGCCCAGCAGCUGCUUGCCCACGCCUUACAGCUGCUCGUCGUCGUCGUUGUCCUCCACCGGAACGGACGACGAGCUCGCGCCGUUCAGCGGCAGCGACGAGGAGGGCGGCGACGAGGCCGAGACGAUGACGCUCUUCUCGUCCGACUCCACGUCCGAGCUCUACCACCCCAACGGCGGCGGCAGAACCAGCAGCAGGAGGAGGAGUCAUCAUCACAGGAGCAGGAGGAGGAGGAGUCAUCAUCAAAGGAGGAGUCAUCAUCACAGGAGGAGUCACAGGAACAUAAGUCGCCGCGCGCCACGGCGUGCGCUGCCGAGAACCGGCGACCCGGCGCCGGCACCAUCCGACGCUCAUUUCCUGCCUCUGGUGUCCGUGGACACGGAGAAGCACAGGGAACGCGACAGCGUCAAGAAGCUGAUGACGACGGGCGCGGCGUCGGCGGGCAUGGCGGUGGUGAAGCGCUCGAGCAACCCCUACCUGGACUUCCGCAGCUCGAUGAUGGAGAUGGUGCUGGGGCGGCGCAUCGGCAGCGUGGGGAACAUGGAGGAGCUCCUGGGGUCGUACCUCUCGCUCAACUCGCCGCGCCACCACCCGGCCAUCCUUGCCGCCUUCGAGGACGUCUGGGAGGCCGUCUUCCGCGAGGACGAGGAGUGACUGUGAGCAACGACAGCGACUCAAAUCGUGAUGAUCAUUCAGAGUAUGGUUUGGACAGCUACGUAUAUGCCAAUGCCUCAAUUGUCAUGCAUGAUUUUAUUUGCCACUGAGAUACUGACUGUGGUACUAAUGUAUGUAACGGGUUCGAUAUUACAUGAUCAUAAUUGAGCGCCUGAGUUCUUAGG